Molecule: messenger RNA, 1377 nt
Organism: Bipolaris oryzae ATCC 44560
Lineage: Eukaryota; Fungi; Ascomycota; Dothideomycetes; Pleosporales; Pleosporaceae
Exons: 9
Coding region: 1-1377 (458 amino acids)
Biological process (GO): negative regulation of transcription by RNA polymerase II
Cellular component (GO): ESC/E(Z) complex
Molecular function (GO): protein binding; nucleosome binding
Source: RefSeq, a predicted model, not a curated record
AUGGAAGCCAGCUGGGAAUUGCCUACUCUGAGGGGCACCAUCCGACUAGGCGGCCAAACAAAGUCUAAGCUUAGCUCCACCCAAUUCUACGACGUCGACUUCUAUCCUUACACUGCACCCGGUCUGGAUCCCGUUUUCGCUGUCUGUGGCGGCCCGUUUACUAUUGUCUGUCGAUGCGUUCUCGACAAGAAUGGCACCAUCGAGAUCUUGCGCUGGUUUGAAGAUGAGGAAACCACUGCAGAAAAUGGUUCAACGAAUCCCAAGACGCUGAUAGGCCAUGGCGAUUCCGUCAACGACCUUGCCAUAUCCCCGGUCGAUCCCACCAUCAUCGCAUCAGUCAGCAUUGACCACAGCCUCCGCUUGUGGAGCCUGCACCCUUCGCAUGAGAAGCAACCGCUUGGGGCCGUAUGCUACGGCCAAGGCCACAAAGAUCAGAUCUUGACCCUAUCAUAUCACCCCAAAGGAAAAUACAUCCUCACUGCGGGUAUGGAUACCAAGAUCAAUCUAUGGGCUGUCCCGGAUGAUCUCAAAGAGCAUACCGGAACCGAUAAGCCGGUAAUGGUGCAUUACCCGCAUUUUUCCACCACUGAAAUCCAUACCGAUUUUAUAGACUGCAUCCAAUGGUACAAUGAUCUGGUUUUUAGCCAUGCAUGCCGAGAAGGCAAAAUCAUCCUCUGGAGUAUCGACCACUUCAGCUCAGACCGUACCGUUACGCCUGCUGCACCUAUUCCGACAUCAAGCGCAGUCAACAGUCGCACACCAGUCACGAUAUCAGCUAAUCAGACAUCAAACACACGGUCAGCAUGGGGUGGUCGCUUCCAGCGGCUGCUCCAAUUUGAUUUGCCAUAUACUAAUCAAUUCUACAUUCGCUUCUCCCUUUUCCACGAACUCGGCCACCAUCCCAUCCUGGUUGCGGGCAAUGAAAAGAGCAAGACAUUUUUCUGGGACCUUCAACGCCUUGAAAACUCUGGAACAGGAGAAUCAAAUACAGGAGACGAUAAGUUCUAUGCCGGAAAAGAAGUACCGCUGGGUCUUCCCCGACAUGUUCGAGAGGGCAGCUCGGCCUCGACCGCCUCCUCAGCCAUUAGCGCCGGCUCCGGGAACACUAAAAUGAAGCAAAAGAAAGUAAAGGAGGUUGUUCGUGAUAGAGGCAUAUCCGAUCCCUUCCGCUCCAUCAAAGCACACAAGAUUGUGGAGACACCAAAGUACAAAGCUUUCGCUUUUCGCCAUUUUUCAUGGAGCCGUGACGGCCAGUGGUGUGUUGCUGUAGGCGAUUGUGGCACAAUCAAUGUCUUCAGCCGUUGGGAAAAAGGCGUGCCACCAAUGAACCCUGACCAGGAGAUACCAGCACCAGAUGAACCAAACAUUAGUCAGUGA